GGGCGGUGACGUCCCCGGUCGGCCGGGCGGGGGCGGCGGCUGUGCGCCGGGCGGGGGCGGCCGCUGUGCGCCGGCCGGUCGGCGCGGCCGGCGGCAAGUGACCCGGGGUCGCCGCCGGCCAGUGUAGCCAGUUCGUCCCCCGACCGGCCGCCGCUGCCACCGCCGUCCGUCCGGCCGCUGCUGCCCGUCCUCGGCGUCCUGCACCCCGCGGGCUCAGCGCUGCGUACUGCUCACACACCGUCACAGGACGAUGCAGCUCCCAGCGAUGGUGAGUGCGGUGGUGUGUGCCAUCAGCUGCCUGCUGUUGAUCUCGCCUGCCAGCACAGCGCCGGCCGACGGCUGCCGACCAGAGUUUUUCGACCAGCUGCCGCUGCGGACACAGAACAUUUGCACCAAGAUCCUGGCACUGCGCGAGGUUCAGCGGGCCAUGGAGGACUACCUCGAGGACGAGUUGCAGGGACAGAUCGGCUUCAGUGACAACGGCGCUAAGCGACAGGACAUGGACCACGUAUUCCUGCGGUUCGGCCGAUCUGGCGUGUAACAACCCCACCCCCGUCGAUUCGCGCCACCCGCCGCCGACGCGCCACCAUCGAACGCGACGCGGCGGCGCGGCGCUCCGACGCAGCGCGGCUAUCCCGGUGACUUGUGCGGCAAUCGGUGGCGCACGGCAAACAACACAGUUGCAGCGGGCCGGGCGCAGCGGCUGGCGGAACGGGUCACACGAUGGCGGCACCACCUGACUGACGGCCAACGGCCUCCGGGGACGCGCACAGAGAGUGCUACACAGCCACCUCUGCACCCGCCAGACACGCUGCCGCGCUCGGCCGAGAGAGCAGUGCGGGGACGUUAUCAAAUUACUGCAGGAAACGCCAGCAGGCCACAGUCGAGGUGGCUAGCCAGAUUUCCAUCUAUCGGAGACUUUUGCAGCCGAAUUUGUCAAUAAUGCCGUUUAAGAAAUGCUGCUGAAAUGAAGAUUUUAUCAAAGGUUCAGCGUUCUAUUUCCAUUUAAAUGAAUACAUAAACAAAUUAUAUAUAAGUGAGUGUGAUCGUACCACGAUUUAGACUACAAUGUCUCUGUAACUGCGGAACUGCAAUUUCAUAAGGGCAUCUUUAAGUCUGGCAUAUGGUCCUAAAACGCUCACGAAUGAUUACCGAAUAUCCGUCUACGCAUAAAUGUCUCCGUACAAAUAUGAUUGUUGCUUCUCACUUCAACAGUGCAAUAUUAUCCAAAAUGUUCCACUGUUGAGUACGAGAAUGUCAGUGAAUAUUUAUUUUACUUAAAUAUAUUGUUUGGUUAUAGGGUAUUGUAGCAAGCUGGUCGUAGAUGAAUACAUAAAUACAUGUAUUGAACC
Messenger RNA from Amphibalanus amphitrite, 1352 nucleotides. Its product is annotated as myosuppressin-like. The record is from RefSeq and is a predicted model, not a curated record. The transcript has 3 exons. Lineage: Eukaryota; Metazoa; Arthropoda; Thecostraca; Balanomorpha; Balanidae. Bases 251 to 541 code for a protein of 96 amino acids.